CGCACACACACACACACACACACACAUUCACUUGGACUCUGACUCAGCUUCAGCAGCGCGCUGCUCCUCAUUGGAGGAGGAAUUAUGUUUGCUUGAUGUGGAAGAAACUGAAGCACGUUUUGAACCUGGACAUUAUGAGGAGAUAUCCAGGCUUGUUCGCACUUGGAACAAAGAGGAUGAGGUCUUAGUCAACUUCUGAAGUUUUUUUGUAUCAUCGUUGGCACUCUUUUUUUUUUUUUUAGUUCAAAGCGUCUCUUUUUGUCAAACUUUUCAGACUUUCUCCAGCACAAAUGGAGCUCACCAGUUUGAUGGUCGUGGUGUUUUUGGCUGUUGCGCUGGUAGGUGAUGCGUUCGCGGACUCAACAGGUGUGAGGGAAGAGGCUGCAGAAAAGGCGAUUUGGGACGACACGCACGGUCAUGCUGGCGAAAGCCCGUCAGAGACCACCCACACCCGGCACUCCAGGAGCACGACGCCGCAAGGGGAUCACGGCAGUAGGGUUUUACCUAAAGCAGACCGGGCCACCAGACACCCAAGCAGCCUGACCACCUCGCAGUCCAGGAGCAGAGUGAACCGCAGACAGGGCAGAAAGUCCAGCACUACAAGCAGCAGCAGCACAAGACGACUUGUUGGGCCUAAUGUGUGCGGGGGUCAGCAGUGCUGCUCCGGCUGGGCUGUGGCACCAGGAACCAAUCGCUGCAUCAAACCCGACUGCCAGCCACCCUGCCAGAACCGCGGUUCCUGCAGCCGGCCGCAUACCUGCGUGUGCCGCUCGGGUUUCCAGGGCCCCCGCUGUGAGGAGGUGGCUCCUGAGCAGGUGUACAUCCACGACAGAGGGGCCUUGAGGCGUAUCCAGCCGGGCAGCAACCCUUUCCAGAAAGACCAACCAUGGAGACGGCCCGCCGAAAGGCAAGCCAUUGAUAGCGGCAAGAUUCAGACACCGCAACCUGCGACCACCAAGCAGCCCGUUCACACUGUGACCCAAGUGAGACGGGGACCCCCUGACUCCUCCCCUCAGCUGACCGGGACCUCCCGUACGGUGAAGCGUUAUCCGUCAUCCUCUGGGCCGAUCGCCUCCAAUGCUCUGCCCAACGGCAACACCCCCGGAAAUGAGCACAGGAACUCAAAUGGACACAGACACGACAACGUGCACUAUUUCAACGCUCACAGGCCAAGCAGUGACAACCAUCUGAAUGGACAAUUCAACAAUGCAUUAUCACCAGCAGGGGCCAACCUCACGUCCAGCCUGGACCGCAUAAAGAUCAUCUUUACACCCACAAUGUGUCGAAGAGUGUGCAGUGGCGGGCGAUGCUUCAACAGCUGUGAGAAAGGUGACGUGACAACUGUCUAUAGUGAGAACUUGCAGCAGCAGCAGCAGCAGCAGCAGCAGCAGCAACAACCAAAAGCGCCAGGCUUCAGACUCUUCUUUUGUCAGAUCCCCUGUCAUAAUGGAGGCCGUUGCAUUGGCAGGGACCAAUGCUGGUGUCCAACAAACUCAACCGGGAAGUUUUGCCACUUGCCAGCUCAGCCUCAUGCCAAGCCCACCACCCACAAGGAGUCCAGGAAUUCUGCUCCAAAAUCUCCCUCACACACCACGUACACUCUCCCGCUGUCCAAUCAACAAUUGUCGCUCCACCCUUCUUUGGUAAAAGUCCACAUCCAGCACCCUCCAGAGGCCGAAGUCCACAUCCACCAAGUGGCUCGUGUCCAACCAGGUCAGAGGUUGCCCACCACAGAGGGAGUUCACUCUGUCCAGCAGCGCUCUCAGCCUGGCAAUGGCCACGAGCCGGCUGUCGAGCACAGCAGCCGACACAACAACCACGCCAGAUCUCACAACCGUCAGAAUGGACAAGUGGGAAGAUGCUUCCAGGAGACGGUUGAUGGACAGUGUGGCAAGCCUUUGCCAGGCCUAACCAAACAGGAUGAUUGCUGUGGAAGUGUGGGAGCUUCCUGGGGUCUCAACAAGUGCCACACGUGUCCAAUUAAACCAGUACAUGCGGUGAUUGCAAAUGGCCAAGUUGAAUGUCCUGUAGGAUACAAAAGAAUGAAUGUCUCACACUGUCAAGACAUCAAUGAGUGCCUCCUGCCCGGAAUUUGCAAGAAUGCAGAGUGUCUCAACACCAAAGGCAGCUACAGGUGCACAUGUAAACCAGGCUACAUGUUAGAUCCUGCCAGAAGCCACUGUGUCUCGGACAAGGCCGUUUCAGACCAGAAGGCAUUUUGCUACCGAUGGGUGACAUCAGGCACAUGCUCGCUGCCCCUUUCUCAGCACAUCACCAAGCAGAUCUGCUGUUGCAGCGGCGUGGGCAAAGCCUGGGGAGAUGGAUGUGACCGAUGCCCUUUGCCCGGAUCUGAUCACUUUAAAGAGAUCUGCCCAGCUGGUCACGGAUACACCUACUCCCGCUCUGAUGUGCAGAUUUCUGUACGACAAUUGGAGGAAGACGAUCUUCAGAGUACUGGGCUGUCCUGGGAAGAGCAGAACCCCACAUAUCCUCAGCUACCGUCUUCCCAGCCUUCAGUGCAUAGUCCUGUCUGGCCUCAAAAUCCCAUUCACCCACAGACACCUCAAAUACCACAAUGGGCGGAGUACCCAGAAUCACCCCAAUCACCCAGGCACCCUGUCACACCACAGCAGCCCAUCCAUCCUUUCAUUCCAGCAAGAGAAUUACCUCGGCAGCCUGAAGAUGUGGAAAAUCCGAGACCGCCGGCUGUUGUGACGGACUCGCCAUUGAAAUAUCCAGAAGUUGCUCCAGACUCUCCAGCCAAGCUUGAUCCAAAAGAAACAAUUCCCACAGACUCAGGUAUUGACGUGUGCGUCACCACCCCUUCCAUAUGUGGCCAUGGGAAAUGUGUUCCUGUGCAGACUGGCUACACAUGCCAAUGUGAGCUGGGAUUCAAACUCAGUGCUCUUCAGACAACCUGCAUUGAUGUGAAUGAGUGCGAGGGUGAUCCAUGUGAAGGAAAGGGCAGUUGUUCAAACAACCAAGGCUCUUAUAGUUGUCAGUGCUACAGUGGCUACAGCCAGGUGAUCACCCAAAACAGGAAGUUCUGUCAAGACAUAAAUGAGUGCAGCAUGCCCAACAAGUGCCAGAAUGGCCAAUGUGUCAACACAGAAGGCUCUUUUACCUGUGAAUGUAACACUGGCUUUGCCAAGUCCUGGAGAGGUCAAUGUGAAGAUCUCGAUGAGUGUCAAGAUCCAAGUUCCUGCCCCAGUGGUGCCUGUGUCAAUACUGUGGGCUCCUUCCAGUGCCAGGUCUGCAGUCCUGGUUAUAGGCCAAUCAGUGAAAGAUGUGUGGAUGUAAACGAGUGCCUGAAGCAAAACAUAUGCGGCCGUGGAAGGUGUGUCAACAUGGAGGGCUCUUACAGGUGCAACUGUUUCCAGGGAUACAAACUCACACUGGACAAAGUAUGCCAAGAUGAGAAUGAGUGUUUGCUGCCAGGGGUCUGUGCCCAUGGUCGUUGUGUCAAUCUUGAAGGGACCCACAGAUGCAUUUGUGGUCAUGGUUACCAAGUCACCUCAGAUAGCAAAGCCUGUGAAGAUAUCAAUGAAUGUGCAACUCGUACAAAUUGUCCUGAAGGAAUCUGUAUCAACACUCCUGGUUCCUACACCUGCAAGAGCUGCAAUCCAGGGUUUCAACCAUCAGUUGAUGGGUUGAGAUGUGAAGAUGAGGACGAGUGUGCUCAGGGCAACUGGUGUCUCGGUGGCGUGUGCGCCAACACGGCGGGGUCGUACACCUGCACCAGGUGUAAGAGUGGCUACAGAGUGUCUCAGGAUCGACGCAGGUGUGAAGAUAUCGACGAGUGCCAGUCCCUGUCUACCUGUGCAAAUGGGAUCUGUCUAAAUUCAGAGGGCUCUUACACCUGUGAGAACUGCCCCACAGGGUACAGAGUGUCAUAUGAUGGAGAGCUCUGUGAAGACAUUGACGAAUGCACGCUGCCCAAUGUAUGCCCCCGGGGAACAUGCACAAACACAGAGGGUUCCUUCACAUGUGUCAGCUGUCAGCCCGGUUUCAAAGUCUCCGAAGAUGGACAGCAGUGUGAUGAUGUGGAUGAAUGCUUGGCAACUCAUGUGUGCCCGGGCCAGCUGUGCUCAAACACCCUGGGAUCUUAUACCUGCAGGAGCUGUGAAACCGGCAUGCAGCUGUCUGAAGAUGGUUAUGGUUGUGAGGAUAUCAACGAGUGCCAGGCCGCAGGUGUGUGUUCCACAGGAAUUUGCACCAACGCAGAAGGAUCCUUCUCCUGCGUGGCCUGUGACCCCGGCUUCACUGUGGCACCCAAUGGUCUCUCGUGUGAAGAUAUGAAUGAAUGUGAUGACACGGGCCUGUGUGUGGGAGGUCAGUGUACCAACACCAUUGGAUCCUACAGUUGCUCUUGCCCUUCUGGCCUGGAAAUGAUUGAUGGGACCUCCUGCAGAGGUACAUGUAUAUGCUCACCAGAGUUCCACCUUAAAAUAGAAUAUGCAUAUUUACCUCCCCUUGCUGUCCUAGUAAGUGUACAUUUAUGCUUAUGUGCCACAGAUAUCGACGAAUGUUUGACCAUCGUGGGAGUAUGCGGAGAAGGACGGUGUCUGAAUAGUGAAGGAUCCUACAUGUGUAUCUGCCCUGACGGAUAUGACACCCUUGAUGGGCGGAUCGGCUGCCAAGAUGUGGACGAGUGCAGCAAAAACAACGUGUGCGUCCGGGGCCGAUGCGUCAACACUGACGGCUCUUUCAUGUGCUUGUGUGAUGCUGGCUUCAAAUUUAGUGAGCACACAGCUGAUUGUGAAGACUUGAAUGAGUGCAAAGAGUUUGGAAGCUCGGUGUGUGGUACCUGGCGCUGUGAAAACACUAUUGGCUCGUACCGCUGCUUCAUGGGCUGCCAGCCUGGCCUUGAGGGAGAAGACGCCACAGACUGCGAUGUAGAUGAGUGCCUCAACAAAACCAUCUGCUGGAGCCACAGCUUUUGCGAGAACACAGACGGCUCCUACCGCUGCCAGUGUGAUCAAGGUUACACAAACCCAACCGAAGACCCGAGCAAAUGUGUCGACGUGAAUGAGUGCGAGAUGAGCCUGGCGCUGUGCGGGGAGGCCUUGUGUGAGAACUUUGAUGGCAGCUUCCUGUGCAUCUGCCCCAACGACAAUGAGGAAUUUGAUCCCACCACCAGCCGCUGCCGCUCCCUGGCUGGUACCGACUCAAAAGACCCUGCUCCUGUGGCCCCCACAAACGAGGAAAGGAAAGAGUGUUACUACAACUUAAACGAUGCCAACUUCUGCGACAACGUCUUGUCUCGGAACACCACCAAGCAGGAGUGCUGUUGCACUGUGGGUGCCGGCUGGGGCGACAACUGUGAGAUCUACGCUUGUCCCACUCCAGGAGGAGAUGACCAUCACCAGUUGUGCCCUCAUGGCAGCGGUUCAAUACCCCUGCCUGCUUCCUCCACUCAAAGUCUGGCAGAACAGCGACUCUACAUUGAUGCAAAUGAGUGUGAAAUGUUUGGGUCAGACAUUUGUAAGAACGGACAGUGUGUAAACCUCUACUCCACUUAUACCUGCUACUGUCGCUCUGGAUUCUACUAUGACGACGUUAGGCUUGAGUGUAUUGAUUAUGACGAAUGUGAAUUUGGAAAUUCUUGCAUGGAUGGAGUUUGUGUGAACACGGCGGGCUCUUUUAACUGUUUCUGCAGUCCACCAUUAGUUCUGGACAGCACCCAACGGCGCUGCAUAAGCGUAAACACUACAGAAGAAACUGUGGAGUCUAACCUUGAUGUGCACAUGGACAUCUGCUGGCAGCGUCUGGAGGGAGACAACAUGUGUUCAGAACCCCUCCGGGGCCGCAGAACUACCUACACUGAAUGCUGCUGCUUGUAUGGAAUCGCCUGGAGUGGACAUUGUGCCUUCUGUCCUCGAAGAGACUCAGAGGAUUAUGCAGUCAUGUGCAACCUGCCUCUGAGAGGAAGUUCAGACAGUUUGCGAGAGCGACCGGGUUAUGAGUACGGCGUCGACAGUCCUGAGGAUCCCGCCGAGCCUUUUGUUCCUCCAUACUGGGACAACUAUGGUGGACCAGCUGGACCGUACGACAUUCCAGAGAGCAUCCCUCUGUUUAACGACAACGACUACAGUGUUCGACAGCCACCUGUCCGGGUCCCCAUCCAUCGACCCCGCGAGCACCGGCCACGGCCAGUGGAUCCCUACUCUGAACGCUAUGGAGGCUUUGAGGGUCUCCAAGCAGAAGAAUGCGGCAUUCUGAACGGCUGCGAGAAUGGACGCUGCGUUCGCGUGAGAGAAGGCUACACCUGCGACUGCUUCGACGGAUAUGAGUUGGACCUUAAUAAGAUGGCCUGCAUAGACAUAAACGAGUGUGAGGACAUCAGCGACAAGGUGCCUUUGUGUCAGAACGGCCAGUGCACUAACACGGAGGGAUCCUACAGGUGCAACUGUUUGUCUGGCUUUGUGGCCUCUGACAAGCCACACAAAUGCAUUCCAGCAACUCCGGAGGUGGAGCACAGAGAAACAGGAAAAUGACAUGGCGACUGAUUAGCACUGAUAUUUUCAUAUCACCUGCUUCUUCAAAGUUGAAUUUUUACUCCUUGUGGCCUUCUUCCUCCUAACGGUAACGCUGAAAUGUCCAGAACAGAAGACACUAAUCAUCCCUCAUACAGAAAAAGAGGAGUCUGCAGUGAAUAGAUGACAUUAGGUUUCUAGCUGUUAAAGGGAUUUUGUGGACUGGCCUUUUUCAUUUAGUAAACCUCCUGGUAAUUUGAUAUAAUUUCACUUUAUCUUCCCUGUUGUUGUGUUAUUUAUUUAAGGCCUUUUCGGCGGCAUGAUUGCUUCCUCUCUUUAUUUGUUAAUUUCAUGUACAGAAAUGUCAUCGGAAUUCUUACACUUACAGAAGAGCCCAUUCAUAAAGCCCCAUUUGAAUCUCGCGUGCAGUUGAAAACUUCGGCUGUGGUCAAAUUUGGAAUAGCCACAAAAAACUAUUUAAGAAAUUUAACAUCAUCUGUCACGUUUCAAGUGUCAGUAAACCAUGACGAAUGGGCCCAUAUGAAUACGCUUCCUACUAUAAAUGCACAAAGACAAAAACGAGUUGCAACAUGUUGAAUGUGCCUACCAAGAGCUAAGAAGACAAAACAACCAAGCUUUUCAAAAUGAAGGCUUCAGCCGCUACCUUUAAGAUGUAUAUUAGAAUCUGAUUAUAAUGUUUUUUUUAUGCAAAGGUGCAAUACUUGCAGCUUUUUAUGAAUAAAAUCAAUCUAACAGUAUUAACUUAUUUUAUUUUGUUGACAAAGUAGCAAAGUGUGUUGCUACAUUUUAAUGUCUAAAAUAACACCUGAUGCAACAAAUAUCACUGCUUUUAUGUACACUACUCAAUCAAAUCAUUCACCAACAUGUGUGCAUCUCUUAAUGCAAGACAAAUGCUACGCUGGAGAGGUUAGGUUUAUUUUGUACAGCUCUAGUACUAUGUAUUAUUAUUUAUUGUUAAAUAUCCGUUGUAAUACAUCAUACAUAGCACAACCAAUAUUUUUGCUUGACAUAAAAUAUACAAAAUAUGAAGAAAAAAAAAAUGACAUCAUAGCUUUGUAGAUUUUUAUGUGACUGUAAAAAUUUUUUUUUUUUAAACCAAAUGUUUUUAUGUGUGAGGAGAGCGACAGACACUGUACCAGAGGAACUUCGUGUAUAACCUGCCCUGUGGAGCAGAAUAUGAAAUAUAUAAAUAUAUAUAUUUUUGGAAGUGGCAGCACUGCUCUAAUCUAAUUGCAGACAUGUUUUAAUUUCAUUGCAAAGACAAUACAAUUGAAAUGUAAGCACCACUUUCUGUAUGUUACAACUCUAUGAUUAAAUAUUAUUAAUUGUCAACAUUCGUUCUUCUUAAGUCAAAAAUGCAUCAUAAUAGAGAGCCUUAGUUUCUUUAUUUGAAUGUUUUUUUUUUCUUAGUUUGGAAUAAAUAAUUUGCUUAAUGGGCAACUGGCAAAAUACAAAAUCAUGACAGCAGCACACUGUUAUAAAUGUCUAAUUUAACUUGCAUUAAUAAACUAUAAAUCCUACAACUGUGCAAAUGUUUCCAUGUGAUGUGCACUGUACUUUAACUGUGCUGCUCCAAUUAUCACCUGAACCAGACAGGAAGUCCGACAUUUGGGUCAAAGUUGGAACAGGUGAGGCCCUAUAAAAUCCCAAACGACUUAAUGCUAAUGUAUGAUGUGGUCAUUGGAAAGAUCAUGCUCAUUCAUUUUGUUUACCUCUUGACUGUAAUCACUGUCAGUCAGCCAAAUAAAAACGUAA
Molecule: messenger RNA, 8252 nt
Organism: Nerophis lumbriciformis (worm pipefish)
Lineage: Eukaryota; Metazoa; Chordata; Actinopteri; Syngnathiformes; Syngnathidae
Product: latent-transforming growth factor beta-binding protein 2-like
Molecular function (GO): calcium ion binding
Source: RefSeq, a predicted model, not a curated record